This is a messenger RNA of Micropterus salmoides (largemouth bass), 4868 nucleotides long. RefSeq names its product serine/arginine repetitive matrix 2 (gene srrm2). The record is from RefSeq and is a predicted model, not a curated record. Lineage: Eukaryota; Metazoa; Chordata; Actinopteri; Centrarchiformes; Centrarchidae. Bases 229 to 4416 code for a protein of 1395 amino acids. The transcript is spliced from 14 exons.
GUCCCGUGCGUCUGACGUCAUCUGGUUUUCGUCUCGUUCCUCCGUUGGUUGGAGAUCAGACCAACUAGCAGCUAGCUUGCUAACUAGCCGUAUUUCUUUAUUUUUCAUACUUCUGAAGACGCCGUUAUUAUAAGGUCUAUUUCUGCGUCUGAUUCCACGGGACCGUAUUUGUCUUCAACACAGUUUCGACGCAGUUUUUUCUCCGCUCACGGGGAGAAACACUGAGCCAUGUAUAAUGGGAUUGGCCUGACAACUCCUCGGGGCAGCGGCACCAAUGGCUAUGUGCAGCGCAACCUGUCGAGCCUGCGGGUCAAACGGCCGCGUGAUGAGCGCGGCGGCGAGCGGGAUGAGAAGGACCGAGAGAGGCUGGAGAGUCAGCUCAACAGGCAGCCCAAUGCCGACAUACUGGAGCACCAACGGAAGAGGCAGCUGGAGGUCAAGUGUGCCGAGCUGCAGGACAUGAUGGAGGAGCAAGGGUAUUCAGCUGAGGAAAUCGAGGAGAAGGUGAACAGUUUCCGUAUGAUGCUGCAGGAGAAGCAGGAGCCAGCUCCCGCCACCAAUGAAAAAACGAUGGUGACAGAGACUCAUGCUCUGGCUGCAGCCAACCAGCAGAAGAACGACCGUCUUCGUGCUGCUUUUGGCAUCGCCAGCGACUAUGUGGACGGAUCAUCCUUCCACGCCGACCGCAAGGAAAGAGAGAAGGAGAAGAGAGAACAAGAACGCCUGGAGAAGGAGAAGCUGCAGCAGCAGAAAUAUACGUUGGUGGAAGAUUCAGAUAAUUCAGAAUCUCCUCCCAAGAAGCGCAGCCGGAAGAAGAAAAAGAAAAACAAGAACAGAGACAGCUCAGAGAGUUGCUCCCCGUCUCCCCGACGAGAGAAGAAGAAAUCCAAAAAGAAGAAAAAGAAACGUGAGUCAUCAGAAGACGAGGAAGAAGACGACAGUUCCUCAGAUGAGAAGCAGAAGGUCUCAGAGAAUAAAAGAAAGAAGAGUGAAAGUUUGAGUCCUCCAAAAGCAAAAGCAGCACGGCACAGGAGUGUCUCCUCCAGCUCUGCUCACAGCCAGUCUCCGGCUCCAGUGAGAUCACGUCAGCAGGACCAAACCGCGAGAAAAGCUGAUGAAGGUAGAAAAGGGAGAUCGCCAGACAGGAGGAGACGAGGCUAUGAGGAGCACAGCCCACAUCAUCAGGGAGGCGAAGGGAAGAGGCCCAAUCUUGAGAGAGAAAAAGAGCGACUGAGUGAGGUGGAGAAGACCUCCGCCAAGAGGAGACAUGACUCUUCAUCCCCUUCUCCACCACCACAGACAGGAAAAAUCAUGGAGAGGGAGAAAGGGACGAGGUCCAGAAGCAAACAGAAGGAGAGUGUGGAAGGGAGGCGCUCAAGAAGCAGAGAGGUGGAGAAAAGGAGGCGUUCAAGGAGCAUAGAAAACGAGAGGGAGAAAGGGAGGCGUUCACGAAGCAAAGAAAAGGAGAGAGAGAGGGUAAAGCGAUCCAGAAGCAGAGAGAUGGAUAAAGGAAGGCGAUCGAGGAGCAGAGAAAUGGGAAAAGGGAGGCGUUCAAGGAGCAGAGAAAACGAGAGGCAGAGAGGGAGGCGCUCCAGAAGCAGAGAGAUGGAGAAAGGGAGGCGUUCAAGGAGCAGAGACGUGGAGAGAGGGAGGCGUUCAAGGAGCAGAGACGUGGAGAGAGGGAGGCGCUCCAGAAGCAGAGAGAUGGAGAAAGGGAGGCGGUCAAGGAGCAGAGAAAAUGAGAGGCAGAGAGGGAGGCGUUCGAGGAGCAGAGAGAUGGAGAAAGGGAGGCGUUCCAGGAGCAGAGAAGUGGUUAAAGGGAGGCGUUCGAGGAGCAGAGAAGUGGUUAAAGGGAGGCGUUCGAGGAGCAGAGACGUGGUUAAAGGGAGGCGUUCGAGGAGCAGAGACGUGGUUAAAGGGAGGCGUUCGAGGAGCAGAGACGUGGAGAAAGGGAGGCGUUCCAGGAGCAGAGACGUGGAGAAAGGGAGGCGUUCCAGGAGCAGAGACGUGGAGAAAGGGAGGCGUUCCAGGAGCAGAGACGUGGAGAAAGGGAGGCGUUCAAGGAGCAUAGAAAAGAGGGAGAGAGGAAAGGAGAGUGUUCCUCAGAGGACCCGACAUGACUCGUCCUCGUCCUCCUCCUCCUCCUCCUCCUCGUCCUCUUCAUCUCCUUCUCCUCCACCUAAACAGGAGACUAGGAUUGAAAAGAGCAGAGACACUGAGCGGGAGAAAGAUAGGAAUAAUCAGGACAAAAAGAUAAGACAUGACUCCUCAUCUCCCUCUCCUCCCCCUGAGAAGGAGAGGAGUGGAGAGAGGGAGCGCAGGACCGAGAGAGAUCUGCUGUCGAGGCCACCAAAUGAAAGGGACAACAGGAAAGACACCGGAAGGAGACAGGAGAGAGAGACAUCUCCUUCCCAACAGAAAAAUGACAGAAGAAGAGAUCCCCCGUCACCGGCCUCCCGAUCACCCGUCACCAACGGGCGCCAAAGGGAGGAGGAGAGGAGGAGAGACCAGGACAGGGAGAGCACCAAAGAGAGGGAGAGGCAUCUGAACAAGCAGAGCGAACAAGACAGAGAGCGAGGUCAGGAAGGCGGCAGAAAGAGAGACGAGGGUGCGGAGAAAGGCAGAAGAGCGGAGAUAAACAAGAGCCAGGAGAAGACGAGAAGCCCUCCGAGGAAGGAGAAACCGGCCGAGAAGAGAAGAGAGAGCAGCAGCAGCAGUGGUAGCAGCAGCAGCAGUAGCAGCAGCAGCAGCGGUAGUGACAGUGACAGCUCCUCGUCCUCCUCGUCAUCUUCAUCUUCCUCUUCGUCCUCAUCCUCUGAAGAUGAGGGCAAGCCGAAGGAGGCGGGGUCAGCAGGGAAAGAAAAAGGUGCACCGUCCGUUAUUGGGGCUGCCGUUCAGAGGUAUAUAGCCAACGGUAAAAAGGAAAGCCCGGCCUCUGCUCCAGAGAGCGACGGACCUCGACGAGUCCAGAAGGAGAGAGAAGCCGGAGGAGACAAACAUGAGAGGGAGAGACCGCCUCACAGAGCUCCCGCAGAGAGUUACCCGUCCCGGACAAAAGGUCAGGAGCGAUACAGCCCCACACAGAUGGACAGCCCCAGUCCGCCUCCUUCCCCGUCCAACAGAGCGGACGGCAGCAGAAGCAGCAACAGGAACGCCUCCCCCCCUCCGGUCAAAGCAGAGAGAACCAGGGUGGAGGUGAAAGUCGGGGAAAGGGACAGAGGGAGGGAGAGGGAGGCACCCAGGAGGCCGGUGAGGUCUAGCCCUCCAGCCAGGAGGUCGCGCUCUCCGCCCCAGAAAACCUCCAUCUCCUCCCCGGCCCGUAGAACUCCACCGAGGCAGUAUCAGGAACCGCUGCCGCGAUCCAGGAGAGCUUCUCCUCCUCCGGCCUGGUCAGACCGGGAGAGAGAGAGGCAGCGGGACAGAGAGAAGGAGAGGAACAGGGAGAGGGAGAAGGACAGAGAACGCGAGCGGAUCGCCAGGAGAAGCAGGUCCAGAAGCCCGAGGAGGCGAAGCCCCCCGGCAGGUAACAGGAGAACGUCCCGCCGCUCUCCUCCACAGCGAAGGAGGAGCAGCCGCUCCCUCUCCAGAGAAAGAGCGAGAGAAAGGGAACAAGAGAGGAUUCGGCAGAGGGAGGUAGAACAAGAGAGACAAAGGGAGAAAGAGCGCCUGCACCAAAAAGAUGUUCCCCAACCCCGCAGGUCCUCGUCAUCCUCAUCCUCCUCCAGCUCCUCCUCUUCCUCCUCGUCCUCACCUUCACCUCCCCCAGAGAGGAAAGACACAAAAGCACUUCCAGAGAGAGACAGAAGAACCGAGCGAGAGGACGAGAAGAGAGAAGACCGAGAGCAGAAAAGUCGUUCCUCUUCUUCUCAGGGCCCUUCCAGACCCGCAUCUCACGUUCCAACCUCAGGUAGAGGAGGCUCCCAGGCGGACCCCAGGCGCCAUGACGUGGCCCCCAGAAGGUCUCCGGCUGGUGGCCAACCAGAAACCAAACAUGUGUCACCAGCGGCACCCCCUCAACCGUCACACCAAACGGUGAACGGGAAGGAGGCAAAUGCAAACAAGAAAGCCAACAGGAGUAGCAGCUCCAGCUCCUCUUCCUCAUCGUCGUCGUCCUCUUCGUCCUCCUCUUCGUCCUCCUCUUCAGACAGUUCUGACUCUGAAGUUGAGCAAGGAAAAGGGAAGACGGACAAAGCUCAGAGCUCUCCUUCCUCGUCUUCAUCAUCUGAGAAUGAAAAGGAAAUUAAGAAAAAGAGCCCUGCCAAGUCCGGGAGGGUGCCUGCUGAUUCGCUGAGAGAUUCUCGCUCACUCAGCUAUUCUCCUCCAAGGUACAUGAGAGCACCGUCGCCCUCGGCCCCUCGCAGGAGCGGCAGCAGGCAGUCACCGGUCCGCUCGUCAUGCGGCAGACGCAGGAAAUGAGCUGAAAACCGGAGACUCUUCACUUCUUUUUUUUGUGUCGUUUCUCUGGUCGCCUCUGGCUGGUUUGAAAUGGACUACAACACGGGCUCCACCGCCAGCGGUCAGUAGAUAUCCUGUGAACGUCAGGGGACUCCAUUUUGGUUCAGAGCGACCACACAGUUAUCAACAAAAGUGUUUGUUUUUUAAGCAACUACGACGACCAGAGGCUGGCUUGUACAUUUCUUUUUAUGAGCUGAAUAAGAAGCAUACACAGUUAAGUAAAACGUAACUCUAACAAUGUUCCUCUGUACUUGUAAUGUUUGUUGCGUUCUACCUGUAGAUACGAGCUGUCUGUAUUUUGGUUAUCAUGUAAUAGAUAAUCCGAUUUCCAUUUAAUGUGAGCAGAAACUGAAACGUGGGUAAUUUCUUUGGUGAAAAUGGUUAAUGAUAAUAAAAGGCAAUUGUACAUUUUA